AUGUUCCAAUUGCUCUUGCUAAGUGCCCUGGUAGCACAAGGAAUUUCGGCGUUACCUGGUCAUCUAAGACCAUCGCCAUCACUCAACGCAAGGAUAAAAAGGGAUGAGUAUAUCAGCAGCGAGGGCUACCAGAUCUCCGGCGAAGUCGAGAAUGGCACCAGCAAAGCUCGCUUCGACAUCCCCACACCGGAAUUGACUCUCGACAGCAAGACGCUGUUCAGCCUGGAUGCACCGCAGAUCGAUACAAUCAACGGGUCUGUAUUCGACUGGUGGUAUUUCGAUGCCGUCUCAGAAACAAACCCAGACGACUCGUUCGUUAUUACUUUCUUCGCAUCGUCGUGGGAGGCAUUUCCUUUCCUGAACGAGAGCGAACCCUCUGUGCUGACGGCUUGGGUGUGGGCUUCGUUCGCUAACGGGACCGUCUUUGCGGAUUUUGUGCCCGCCACUGUGGCUACCGUGAGAGGUGCCGAUGUCGCGGGGACGAACAGCUCUGGGGAGUGGGCUUCCACCGGGGUCAGCUGGGAGGCAAAAUCAGAGGAUCUGUCGCGGUAUGAGAUUACCAUUGCUUCUGAGAAAAUGGGGGUAGAAGGGCGGUUUACACUGUCUUCGCAUGUACCGCAUCAUCUCCCCUGUGGGAUCCAAGAGGAGCGGACGACGCUGGAGGUUGCGCCUCAUAUUGGCUGGGUUAGUCUGGUGCCUGAUGCCGUGGGCGAGGUGGACGUCAGUAUACUUGGGUCGAAGCUGAAGUUCCGGGGACCUGGGUAUCACGACAAGAAUUGGUCCGAUCGACCGUUCAUGGAUUCUGUCGCGAGCUGGUAUUGGGGCCACGGCCGUCUGGGUCCAUACUCGAUUGUAUGGUUCAGUUAUUUUUCUCUUGAAGAUCCGACGAACACCACCUAUGUGAGCAGCUAUGUGGCCAAAGAUGGGGAGUUGCUCGUAUCGGCUUGUAAUUCGUCUUUUCUCUCUGUGAGACCGAUUGGUAGUCCAGGAACCACUGGUGGUCGGUAUCCACCGCGAGUGGGUGAUGUACCGGAUGGGUUCAGAUUGGAGUAUGACCUGGGAGAGGGGAAUGGCCAAUUGAACGUCAAUGUCACGAUCAGAAGGUUGGUUACAGGGGAUGAGGAAUAUUAUAUGCGUUGGACUGGUGAUUUGACUGGGGAGGUUGUCAAAUCUGGGGAUGAACGACCACCAGGUACAUGCGCUGGUCAGAAAACAGCAAAGAUCACUUCAGGUCUCAUUGGUGUGGCGGUUUUGGAGCAAUUUCUUUUGGUGGAAUAG
Molecule: messenger RNA, 1278 nt
Organism: Penicillium bovifimosum
Lineage: Eukaryota; Fungi; Ascomycota; Eurotiomycetes; Eurotiales; Aspergillaceae
Exons: 3
Coding region: 1-1278 (425 amino acids)
Source: RefSeq, a predicted model, not a curated record